AUGGAGAAACAAUAUGUGGUGAACCUAGUGAGGAGAACAUGUGGUUGCAGACAAUGGGACAUGACCGGUAUCCCAUGUGCACAUGCAAUCUGUGCAAUUUGGAGUGAUGAUGCUGACCCUCUUGAUUAUGUUGAUGAUUGGUAUACUGUGGACAUGCUUAAGAAGGCAUAUAAUGAGAUUGUUUAUCCAAUGCCUGGAGAAGAUCACUGGACAAAGACAAACGGCGAGCAUGUAGACCCACCAAUGGCUAGAAUACAACCUGGGAGGCCGAGAAAAGUAAGGACAAGGGGUCCAGACGAGCCUAAAAAUCAGUACAGGAUAAGGAAGGGUGGGGUUACUAUGAGAUGCUCCAGAUGCAGGGGGGUUGGACACAAUGCAAGGACAUGUCCCCGGAUAAGAAGAGAAGUAGUGAACUACAGAGGAGACGGCAUGAGUGCAUCUCAGGUGAAAUUAUAUCAUGUUUGA
Messenger RNA from Alnus glutinosa, 465 nucleotides. RefSeq lists its product as uncharacterized. Lineage: Eukaryota; Viridiplantae; Streptophyta; Magnoliopsida; Fagales; Betulaceae. The transcript has a single exon. The record is from RefSeq and is a predicted model, not a curated record. The coding region runs from base 1 to 465 and encodes 154 amino acids. Gene Ontology annotation, molecular function: nucleic acid binding; zinc ion binding.